Odontomachus brunneus is the source of this 1572-nucleotide messenger RNA. Its product is annotated as sphingomyelin synthase-related 1-like. Lineage: Eukaryota; Metazoa; Arthropoda; Insecta; Hymenoptera; Formicidae. The record is from RefSeq and is a predicted model, not a curated record. The transcript is spliced from 6 exons. Gene Ontology annotation, biological process: ceramide biosynthetic process. The annotation marks the transcript as partial. Gene Ontology annotation, molecular function: sphingomyelin synthase activity; protein binding; ceramide cholinephosphotransferase activity. Gene Ontology annotation, cellular component: endoplasmic reticulum membrane; Golgi membrane.
AUCUUAUGGCAUAUCGCAAGUCGCAUAAUUUACGAUAACAUUAUCAUCGAUUUCAUGUAUUUUGUGCAACAACGAGCCAACUAGCCUCGGCGGUGGUUUUUUUAUCGAACGACGCGAGAAUUUCGUUCUAAUAAUAUUUUUCUUACGCGUGCGAGAAUGCCGCGAUACAUAUCAUAAUCAUGUUUUGAUAUCACACACAUCGCUGAAUGAGGCCGCUAAGUGUAAUCUCGGUGAUUAGUAAUAGAUCUCAAUUCGUGCUAUAUCGCGGUCGAUGGCCUCGUGUAUAUUAAACUUUAUGCACGAGGUGUUGUCGAGGUGUGAUUCAUUAUAACAACAAUACGGUACAGUAUGCACGUUAAGCGUAGAAAAAUGUUGCAAUAAAACAUCUCUAUAGACAAUUCUGUAACGCAGUUUUCUCUUUAAGGAUAAUAGAUGCAUUUUGACAACGCAAAUAUGCCAUUGAAGAACGUUAUUGAGUGGACACCUAGUGAUGUAGUAACAUGGCUCACAGAAACUGGUUAUGAAGAAUAUGCUGGUUUAUUCUAUAAACAUGAAAUCGAUGGAAAAGUGCUUCUGAUGUUGAAGGAAGAAGAUUUAAAAUCGGAAAUUAUGAACAUAGACAAGAUUGGUGCUAUAAAAAAGAUAUACCUUGCAAUAAAACAAUUGCAAAGGGAUAAUGUCGCUGUUUUAUUUGAUUUGGGAUAUAUGGAUUUGUUUUCGUCAUCAAAUUUUUAUACACAUCAUCAGAAUAAACAUGAGAUGCCUAGUACUGGCACGAAUAAUGAAGCAUCUAUAGAGCAUGAAUUUUACUCGGCUUCCGUAUCGGAGGACGGACAUGCUUCUCAUCUACCACCUGAAAUCUGGAAGACCGUUAUUAGUUUAGGGUAUUUGUUUAUUGUCACAUGGAUCACCGCCUUCGUGAUGGUCAUCGUUCACGACAGAGUGCCUGAUAUGAAAAAGUAUCCUCCAUUGCCAGAUAUAUUUUUGGACAACGUACCUCAUAUUCCUUGGGCAUUCGAUAUAUGCGAAGUUAUCGGAACUCUGCUUUUCGCGAUAUGGCUGGUUGUGCUUAUAUUUCACAAAUAUAGGUUCAUUUUGUUACGGAGGUUCUUCGCACUGUCAGGUACAGUCUUCCUAUUGAGAUGCGUGACAAUGCUCAUUACUUCCUUAUCAGUACCAGGUGCACACUUACAAUGCCAACCGCGGAAAGUUCCAGAUGAGGACUGGACAGGUUCUGCGUACGUCGAAUUGUACAAUAAAAUAGCAAUGGCUUAUGUUAUAUGGCGGGGCGCUGGUAUGUCCAUUCAAGGUGUAAGGACCUGCGGGGAUUACAUGUUCAGUGGGCAUACGGUUGCUUUAACUAUGCUUAACUUCUUCAUUACAGAAUAUACUCCAAGACAUUUGUACUUUUUACAUACUUUCACAUGGAUGCUCAAUAUGUUUGGUAUCUUUUUUAUUCUGGCAGCACAUGAACAUUACUCCAUCGAUGUUUUCGUGGCGUUCUACAUUACUUCACGAUUGUUUCUUUAUUAUCAUACAUUGGCGAAUAAUCAAGCGUUGAUGCAACGUGAU